GGUAAGAUGAACUUUAUUUCCGAGCCUCUGGCUGAUGCAGUUGAUUUGAACAGUCACUAAGAACUCUUCCCAACCGUGAGAACCUGCUUUGGGCGUAGGGGAAAAGCAUCUGUCUCCCGCCCCCAACCGGCUGGAAAUUAAGUAGACUUCGACGGGCAGGGAGGGUCAGCUGUUUGUUGCUUAUAAAAGACCCGAACAAAACAAAGGACAGAGACGCUGCCCUUCCCGCUGCUACUUGGGUUGCUCUAGUAAACAGAAGUCAUGGGCCUGGAGGCUGCUGUUGCUUAUUGAAUUAAGCUAGCUCCGCUGGCAGGUGUAGCCUGUGCUGAGUUUCUCUAUUGACUCCUACCAGGGAGCUUGGUUUGAUGUUUAACUUGGAGAAUCCGUUCACGGAGAGGGGACACUUCUUCUCUUCCAUGGAAUACCAGCACCAGCUGGAAGAGGAGGGCUACCCACCUCCGGGUAGCAAUAGGAGCCUGAAUGAGAGUGACUCUGGGCCGAGGGGAGGCACCCCUUACCCUCUCCACACCACUCUGACCCUCAUCAGCCUGGCGGGGCUACUCAUGCUCUUCACCAUCUUUGGCAACGUGCUGGUCAUUAUUGCCAUCUUCACAAGCCGAGCACUCAAGGCACCCCAGAACCUUUUUUUGGUUUCCCUGGCCUCAGCCGACAUCCUGGUGGCCACACUGGUCAUCCCCUUUUCAUUGGCCAAUGAGGUGAUGGGCUACUGGUACUUUGGCAAGGUCUGGUGUGAGAUCUACCUGGCCUUGGACGUGCUGUUUUGCACCUCCUCCAUUGUGCACUUGUGUGCCAUCAGUCUGGACCGCUACUGGUCCAUCACCCAGGCCAUUGAGUACAACCUCAAGCGCACGCCACGCCGCAUCAAGUGCAUUAUCUUCAUUGUUUGGGUCAUCUCGGCUGUCAUUUCAUUUCCGCCCCUUAUUUCCAUCGAGAAGAAGAACGGACAAAAGGCCAACCAGAAGGUGCUUGUGUGUGAGAUCAAUGAUGAGAAGUGGUAUAUCAUUUCCUCCUGCAUCGGCUCCUUCUUCGCCCCCUGCCUCAUCAUGAUCCUGGUCUACGUACGUAUCUAUCAGAUUGCCAAGAGGAGAACACGGGUGCCCCCCAACAAGAGAGGAGAACACCCUAGUAAGAGACAAAAUGGCUUGGCAGACAAGGAGGAGCUGCCAGCAGCGGCGAAGCUCAAUGGGGAGAAGGUGACAGAGGGAGGAGGAGGGGAAGGAGGGCAGGGGAGAGAGCUCAAUGGCAUAGACAUGGAAGAGACUUCCUCCUCUGAGCACCACGAGAACCACCAGUGCAGGAAGCAGGGGAGGCCACAGAGAUGCAAGGGCAAGACCAAGCUGAGCCAGAUCAAGCCUGGGGACAGCUUGCCCAGAACGGUGGAGGAGGAGAGGAAUGCCAAAGCAUCCCGGUGGAGGGGUAGGCAGAACCGGGAGAAGCGCUUUACCUUUGUGCUGGCGGUGGUGAUUGGGGUCUUUGUCAUAUGCUGGUUCCCCUUUUUCUUCACCUACACACUCACUGCUGUCUGCAAGAGCUGCUCUGUGCCUGAAACCCUCUUCAAAUUCUUCUUCUGGUUUGGUUACUGCAACAGCUCCUUGAACCCUGUCAUCUACACUAUCUUCAACCAUGACUUCAGAAGGGCCUUCAAAAAGAUCCUCUGUAGGAUAGACAGGAAACGGAUUGUUUGAUGAACGACCCUUCUGUGUCAGCAUGACUGGUGAUUAAAGACCCCACCGUGUGAGGAUGAUGCACAGUUCCCAUGGGCUGGAUUUGCAAGUGACUAGUUUCCUCUGACAUGCAGGUGGUACCCCCUUUAAAAACUGAGAUGAAACUAUUAAACACCAAGCAACAUUAAGAAAGCAAGCAAGCCAAACACACAGCCUCAAUCUUUGGGUUUGCUUGCAAAUGGAUCUGUUCUGGCUUGCCUUGGCUUUAGAUGGGUUCAUGACUUAUAAGCUUGACUCUUUAAAGUUAAUUACACAUCCCAAAAUAGCUCAUCUGGGCCUGAAUAUUUUCACUUUUUUGAUUUUUGAAUGUCAUUAAUUUUUAAAUGCAUUGUAAAAAUACAGCCCUGAGAUCUAUCUUAAUUUUUGUAAGGCUGUCAGCUUUGAAACUAAGAAUGCUUUAAAUAGUCUUGUCAACUUGAAGUAUAAAAACAAUUGGAGCCAUUUCAUCAACCCUACAGUUUGAUAGUAUUACCAAGAUUUCCAAUGUGUUGUUGGAUUUUUGGCUAUAAAUCUUGUAAGACCUGACUAUAUUGGAGGAUAUUUUUCAUACCUGAUUCUGUUUUCUUUUUGUGCUAUUAGUAGUGAAAGAGGCGUGUUGCCUUUUCAGCAACACUAACUGAAAAAAAAAGACUAACAGUUUCACAGUGAAAUCAGAAAUUAUCCAAAAGAGUGAGAACAAUUAGCUCAUUUUGCUUGUAGUGUGAUGCUCGAAAACAACCAAGUUUUUGAAGGGUUAAUAUAAAGUACUAUCUCGUAACAUGUGUUCAAUGCUAACUUGAUUUCCCCACCCCUGAUUGUAAAUAGAUAACAUUUUAAAGUAAAUAUCAGGGUUACAUAUAUCAUGUUAUCAGAUUUGUAUUGAUUUUUGACAUUUUAAUUCCUUCUGGGUUUCCUGCACAAGAAACCAGGUUUCAUGCACAAAAGCAAUUCUGCCUUUUUGAGUUACCUGAUUAGAUUUAAGAUUUUAAUUUUCUAUGUUCAUCUUCAGUGGAAGCUGGUGAACUAUCCAUUUUUUUUAUGUGAAUCUUAUACAGGAAAAACCUUUAAAGCAGGAGAAACUUGUAUACAGUUUCUCCUAUAUUUUAUAAUGUAAAUAUACUUUUAAAAAUGUGUAAAUAGUAUUAUAAUAAGAAAGAGAGAGUUAAUAUUACAAUGCCAUUUUUCAGACGUAUCAAUUAUAAAACGACAAAUCUAACAUUCUUGUGCAGGGAGAAAACAUCCUGAAGAAUAUUAAAAAGGAUAAACUGCCAUUCAUAAUAAAUUGUGGGGAACCCUUUUAAUGUUAUAACAGCUUGGUUUAAAUACUGACAGGUCACAGAAAAGAUGUAGAAAACGAAACAUUUGUUUAAAUCACUCCAGUGUAAGCAGUAUUUGACUAGACAAUCAGCAACUGUCAAGUGUAAAGUAACAGGCUUGAAGGAGAAUGAGAUCUUUUAUUUCCAAGAGUGCUUAUAUUCCUUUUGUUCUUGUCUUUUACUUUGUAAUUAACUCCAAAGGUCCCAUGGUGAAUUAUGGGAGUUGGACACCAAUGUUUACAUCCACAUAAGUUUUCAGAGCUGAAUCCUUGAGAGGUGACGUCAUGGGGUAGGGGGUGGGGAGGGGGAGAGAAAGCUUUCCUUUACCUUUAAAAAUCAAAAGUCAACAAAGUUGCUAUAGCAGAUUUUUAUUAAAUAAAAAAGUUUACAGAUUAAAUGUGAAA
Molecule: messenger RNA, 3444 nt
Organism: Pelodiscus sinensis (Chinese soft-shelled turtle)
Lineage: Eukaryota; Metazoa; Chordata; Testudines; Trionychidae
Gene: ADRA2A
Product: adrenoceptor alpha 2A
Biological process (GO): regulation of vasoconstriction; regulation of smooth muscle contraction; platelet activation
Cellular component (GO): plasma membrane
Molecular function (GO): epinephrine binding; alpha2-adrenergic receptor activity
Source: RefSeq, a predicted model, not a curated record